Molecule: messenger RNA, 1907 nt
Organism: Cucurbita pepo subsp. pepo (vegetable marrow)
Lineage: Eukaryota; Viridiplantae; Streptophyta; Magnoliopsida; Cucurbitales; Cucurbitaceae
Source: RefSeq, a predicted model, not a curated record
AAAAAACUUUUUGCUAAUCUGGGAAAAUAGUUGUCUUCUUCUUGGUUGUUUGGUUCUCAGUAUUAUGGGAACGGAGGAACCGGAUGAUUGCAAAAUACCAUGUGAUGAAGGAAAGUCUAUUGGCUUUCAGAGAGAAAAUAAUAGAUGGGUAAGUUGAGUUCUUGACGGAAACUGAAUGCGGAUUUUCAAUUUGAGGUAGGCAUGUCCUUUUGGACCAUUAAGCGAGUAGAACCAUUACAUACUUUGCUUUUUUUUUCUUUUUUUUGUUAUUUUUGGAACACAUUUGAUUGGGUAUGUGUUGCUUUUACCAUAGGUUGAUGCAUCUGGUUGACCCAGUUUAGUGGGAAUUGCAUCCGGAGUCUUCAACAAAUCAAGUGAUCAUGAUCUGCAAUUGGUCACUAUUCAAAGCUGGAGGCUCUGGGGUUCCCCAGUGCUGCGUUGUAGUUAUUAUAUGGGUCUCCUAUAACUCUUCUUUUUUGGAUGAACUGAACUCUCCUCUUGGAGUUAUGAUGAUUGGAGCUGUACAACGUUCCAUGGAUUAUUUGUUGCUGAUGUGCUGUGGUCUGCAGCUGUAUAGAAGAAAGCAACAAUGUGCUUUAAGCUUCUACCCAGAUUCAACCAUUGUCUUGCAUUGGAGGAUAUUAUAUUUCCAUGGCAGAGGUUGCAACUUACUCCGAGCAUCAACAGAUUGGGACAGAAGGAAAUCAACAAAUGACAUGCAGAGGAAUGGAGACAAGAACUGAGCAGUUUGAUUCUCAGGCUUUGCCCUUUGAAAGGUCAAAUGACCCCCAAGAGUUGAUGGAGAUGGGAUACAUGCAAUAUGGAUGUGCACAUUAUAGGCGAAGGUGCCGCAUCAGAGCUCCCUGUUGUAAUGAAAUUUUUGAUUGCCGUCAUUGCCAUAAUGAAAUAAAGAAUAGUAUUUGUGUUGAUCAGAAAGAAAGACAUGAGAUCCCACGCCAUGAAGUCAACCAGGUUAUAUGCUCACUUUGUGGAACUGAACAGGAGGUUCGCCAACAAUGUAUCAAUUGCGGUGUGUGCUUUGGGAAGUAUUUCUGUGAGGCAUGCAAGCUGUUUGAUGAUGAUAUAUCUAAGAAGCAGUAUCACUGUAAUGGCUGUGGAAUUUGUAGAAUUGGGGGGCGCGAUAACUUUUUCCACUGCUACAAGUGUGGUUGCUGCUAUUCAAUUAUUUUAAAAAAUAGCCAUCCUUGCGUUGAAGGAGCAAUGCACCAUGACUGUCCUGUUUGCUUUGAGUUUCUAUUUGAUUCGACCAAUGACGUUACGGUAAUGCCAUGUGGACACACCAUCCAUCAUAAUUGCUUGAAGGAGAUGAGAGAUCACUUUCAAUUUGCUUGCCCUCUCUGCUCCAAGUCCGUUUGUGAUAUGUCCAAGGUGUGGGAAAAAUUUGAUAGGGAAAUUGCAGCCACGCCCAUUCCAGAGCCAUACCAGAACAAAAUGGUUUGGAUUCUUUGCAACGAUUGCGGUAAGACGUCGAAUGUGCAAUAUCAUAUUGUGGCUCAAAAGUGCUUGAAUUGCAAGUCCUACAACACCAGACAGACCUGAGGCUAGAGAUGUGGAUAUGAAGGCCACAUCCUAUCAUCCUGCAGCCCUGAAAUGCUUCCAUCUCCAGCUAUCUAAGCUCCCGUUUCCAUGCUGCUACUCCUGAAGAACCUUCAAGCCACACGUCAUUCUCGAGCGAUGGAGAAGAUGACAGACGUAUUCUGCCAGCUUCCUUUGCUUUUGCUUCAGGAAAUCAACAACAUCGCACCUUUUAUUUUUUUUUUUCCUUUAUUUGGUUGAUAUCUUGUGUUCUACCUCUUUCAUUCUACAUCAUUCUAUUUAUUGGUCUGUAUUGUCGUAUUUGCCCCCUCGCUUAGUAUGAAAAUAUUGCAUUGCAUUGCAUUUGAUUU